Puccinia triticina is the source of this 588-nucleotide messenger RNA. RefSeq lists its product as uncharacterized. The record is from RefSeq and is a predicted model, not a curated record. Gene Ontology annotation, biological process: mitochondrial outer membrane translocase complex assembly; protein insertion into mitochondrial outer membrane. NCBI's taxonomy places the organism in Eukaryota, Fungi, Basidiomycota, Pucciniomycetes, Pucciniales, Pucciniaceae. Bases 1 to 588 code for a protein of 195 amino acids. Gene Ontology annotation, cellular component: mitochondrial outer membrane. The transcript has 2 exons.
AUGGAAGCAGACCCAGAUCAGAUCGAAGAAAUCGUCCCAGAAUAUCUCGCUCGGCCAGCCCAACACGCCCAUCGCCAGCCGCUCAUCAGCGCCUCACCAAGACCCAGCCGACGGCCAUCCGAAGAGAGCUUGAAUCUCAAGCAGGCCCAGCGCUAUGCCAGUCAAACGAUCCCUGAGCCCGUCGACCAGCCGAGACUCGCUUUCGACUUCUCGACCAGCCAUCCUCAGCGAAUCUUCUCAAACGAAACUGUCAAGCAACAUCUGCUCCAACGAGCUCGAGAAGACAAAGAUCGGAGCGACAAAUCGCAAAAGAUCUCCAUCGCGCCCUCGAUCACUCUCAGUCUUUUCACCCAUCUCACUGAUCCCAGCUUGAGUUGGGCCACCAAGUUGGGCUGUUUCGGGGCCACUCUAGGAAUCAAUUUCUUGCUGCCGUUCAUCAAUGGGGUCAUGCUAGGCUUUGGCGAAAUCGCUGCCAGAGAAUUCCUUGGUGUUUACUUCGGAUGGGGCCCCGCUGGAUAUCGGUACUACUCCAAGCAAACACAAAACCCAUCCCAAUCGUCCGGCCAACCGUCUUCAAAUCAUGGGUGA